CUGAAUUUAGAUAGCAGAGAAUUCAUUGUCUGAAACAGAUAUUGGUAGGAUCUGCAUCUAUUUUCAACAACCCUGAUUCAAAUUUCAAUCGGGAUAAUAGAGGAGAAGCAUUGAAUCAAUAAACUUGCUUGUUAGAAGAUAAAAUUUCAGGUCUAAUAGUUGGGAACUGUAAAUUAAAUAGCAGAGACGUGCUUGUGUUCUAGCAUUUUUUAUGAUGUGGGACAAAGUGAAUUGAUGGAGUCAGUGUUCAGUAGCUCCUAAACCAUGCUAAGAAGGAAUCUACUAUUCUUUCCCAGAAGCAUAACAAACACUUCACUGAAUUUCACAUCCACAGCUUCAUCUCCAUCCGCUUCUCUGCUAUUGGACUCGUACUGUGAAACCAAUCCGCAUGUGGAUCUCUACUCCAACAACCGAGCAAUUGAUUCAUUGAUCAAAUCUGGGUCCCUAGCCUCUGCCCUUCACUUGUUCGAAAAAAUGCCCAUCCGUGACGUAGUUACUUGGAAUUUGCUAAUUAAUGGGUAUCGUCAGCAUGAACUUACCAAACAGGCUUUUCAGUACUACAGUGAAAUGGUUUUCCAGGGCAUUAGAGAAAGUUCCUCCACUUUUUCUUCUGUUUUGAGCGUUUGCAGCAAUGCAGGUUUGCACCAGGAGGCAAUUCAAGUUCAUAGCAGGGUGAUUUUUCUCGGGUUCAGUUCGAACUUGUAUGUGGCAGGUUCGCUUGUUGAUCUUUAUAUGCAGAUGGGAGACUGUGAUACUGCCUUAAGAUUGUUCAGUAACUUGCCUAGAAGAAAUUUGGCUAUAUACAAUUUGGUUUUACGUGAGUUUUGUGAACUUAGUCGAUCGGAAUGGUUAUUCACCAUGUACUCUGCAAUGAAAGAAGAAUGUGUUAAGCCGAAUGGCCUUACUUUCUGUUAUUUAAUUCGCGGAUGUGGUAACGGUAGGUUUUGUGACGAGGGGAAGCAGCUGCAUUGUCAUGCAAUUAAGGUUGGAUGGGUAGAAGCUAAUUUAUUUGCUGCUAAUGCUUUGGUGGAUUUUUACUCUGUUUGUGGGAAUUUGAUUGGCGCUAAGAAAUCAUUUGAAGCUAUUCGAGAUGAGGAUGUCAUAUCAUGGAAUUCAAUUGUUUCUGUGUUUGCUGCUAGUGGUUUGCUUUCUGAUGCUCUUGAACUAUUUGCUAGGAUGCAGUCAUGGGGGAAGAAGCCGUCCAUCCGUUCAUUUGUGGGAUUCCUAAAUGCAGCUAUUGGAUGUGACAAUAUUAUUUUUGGGAAGCAAAUUCAGAGUCAUGUUGUGAAAUUGGGUUUUGCUCCUGGGAGUGUCCAUGUCGAAUCUGCCUUGAUCAAUAUGUAUGGGAAAUUUGGCGACAUCAAAAGCUCAGUAUCUGUGUUUGAGAGUGUGCCUGAGAGAACUCUGGAGAUUUGCAACUCACUGAUGUCAUCUUUGUUGCACUGUGGUAUUGUUGAAGAUGUGCUGGAGAUGUUUGGUUUAAUGGUUGAUGAGGGAAUUGGAGUUGAUGAAAUCACUUUGUCCACAACACUAAAGGCAUCGUUAGUAUCUGCUUUUGGAAGUUUGGCAUGCUGUAGAUUGCUGCAUUGUUGUGCAAUAAAAUCAGGUUUUGAAUUCGAUACUGCAGUUUCAUGUUCUUUAAUUGAUGCAUAUUCAAAAUAUGGUCAUGUCGAACUUUCACAUCAGAUUUUUGAACAACUUCAUUCACCAAAUGCAAUCUGUUUCACUUCAAUCAUUAAUGGGUAUGCACGGAAUGGAAUGGGCAGAGAAGGCCUUGAAAUGCUUGAAAUCAUGACUAAACAGGGCCUGAAACCAGAUAGAGUGACACUUCUGUGUGCAUUGACAGGGUGCAGUCAUUCAGGGUUGGUUGAAGAAGGAAGAUCGGUGUUUAACUCAAUGAAGAGUAUUCAUGGCAUUCACCCAGAUCAGCAGCAUUAUUCAUGUAUGGUAGAUCUUCUGGGUCGUGCAGGUCUGUUAGAUGAAGCUGAAGGACUGUUAAAACAUGCCCCAGCAAAGAGCGAUUCUGUGAUGUGGAGCUCACUGCUGCAAAGUUGUAGGAUCCAUGGUGAUACUAUAGUAGGAAGAAGAGCAGCAAAAGUCUUGAUGGAGCUGGAACCUGAGGACCCUGCAACUUAUUUGCAAGCUUCAAGCUUUUACUCUGAAAUUGGGGAGCUUGAGAUCUCAAUGCAAAUCAGAGAGAUUGCAAUUGCAAGAAGAAUGAAGAGAGAGAUGGGUCACAGUUUAAUUGCGGUGAACAGUCACAGUUAACAUUAGAAUUACCUUGUACUGAGAGAAGAAGGAAAUCAGCCAACCGAUGGGAACAGCUGACAACCUCCUAACAACAUGGUGGUUUCAUCUAUAUUUUCAUGCUGCUGAAUCCUUGGACUUUCUAGUUAUGAAUUAACAGGGUCAGGUUUCAAUUGCUUUGUUGGUCUGACUAAUCAGUUGACUUCUUUUUCUAUUCAUUGUUUAUUACUAUUUUUUUUUUGUACAAUACUUUUAUACAAUUGAAGUUGUCACGGAAAAUAAAUAUGGCUUUUCAGAUUCAUUUUAAU
Vitis riparia (riverbank grape) is the source of this 2555-nucleotide messenger RNA. RefSeq names its product pentatricopeptide repeat-containing protein At1g74600, chloroplastic. NCBI's taxonomy places the organism in Eukaryota, Viridiplantae, Streptophyta, Magnoliopsida, Vitales, Vitaceae. The record is from RefSeq and is a predicted model, not a curated record. The transcript has a single exon. Gene Ontology annotation, biological process: RNA modification. Gene Ontology annotation, molecular function: protein binding; RNA binding. Bases 265 to 2268 code for a protein of 667 amino acids.